Messenger RNA from Prorocentrum cordatum, 3789 nucleotides. NCBI's taxonomy places the organism in Eukaryota, Dinophyceae, Prorocentrales, Prorocentraceae. The record is from the annotation of a GenBank genome assembly.
UUUGGCUCAAGGCAUUUCGUGCUAGGCGUUUAUGCCAGGUUUCCUGUUGAUCACCAGAGCUCAGCUGUCUCGGGCUGGACUCAACUCAGCUGGUCCGAGGGCUCCGGAUCGAGUCCCGCUCCCGAUGGUGUCGGCGACCGCUCGCUCCGUUGUUGCCGUCGUCCUUCUCUUUGCGCUGGCUGCCGAGGGCAAGGUUGAGAGCAAGUUCUGGGGAUUUCUUGACGACGUGGCGGGGGGGGGAAGGAGAAGAGCGACGUCACUACCGUGGCAGAGAUACUCGAGCACGGCGGCAGCAUUUCAGUCGAGGAUUGCGGCACGAAGGCGGACGUGAUGCACGCUUCGCGCUCCCAGUUCUACAGGAGCCGCAUGCAGGUGCGCGUCUACGGCAACCUUUCGCGCAGCGUCUCGGGAGGGACCAUCGGCGUGAAGAUUUACAGAAGCUCCGCUGCCGAGGGGUCGUCGACGGGAGACUGGAUGAAGCGCGAACUCGCGUGGCACAGCGUCCCCCAUAGUUACGAGGAGGACUUGUGCAAGCACUUCGGCAAGAGCCACAGCCAGCGUGGAUGCCCCUUCCUCUCUGGCACGACCGAGCUCCGCUUCGCCAUCGACAAGCUGCCGCCAAUGGUGGUCGCGGGCUCGUACAGGUUGAAGAUAAAGGCCGUCGAUACUUCCGCCAAGCAGGUGGCCUGCGUGCGGGCACAUGUGGAGAUCCCGCGCGGCAAGAGCGGCGAGAUAUUCCGCAGGGUCCAAGCAGUGAGCGCCACCCGUCGUGGGCGUGCUCUGGAGGUCGUCACUAGGGCUUGCUCUUGUGACUUAUCGGACCCGGUGUGCGGCGACGAUGGCAACACCUACGAGAGCAUGUGCCAAGCCCACUGCGCAAGAGUCGAUGUAGCGUAUCCGGGCAAAUGUGGAGAUCAGGUAACAACCUUUGGCGGGAGAGCGGUGUCGGGCGCCGCGGGCUUCGGUCGCGCGGGCAAAGACAAACAGAGUUUUUUUUCCGAGGCGGCGGCCCACGACGGCCCAGGCUGGAGUCGCAGGCUGGAGCCGCAGGCGACGACCACGAUCACGACAGAGAGUUCCUGGUUCCAUUAUGAUGCUGGGUUGGGGCCGUGCGCUGGAGUCAAUUAUUCUCUUACUUCGUAUCCACUUUUCAACCAUGAUGUCACUGGAUGCAAGUAUGCUUGUGAGAUCAAUCCUGAGUGCAAUAGCUUCAUGUACUUUCGAUGGGUGGACGACUUGAACGAAGCAUAUUGUUUUCUCCAGUGGUAUGACGCGACUCAGUCGUUCGAUAAUUGCGCAGACUCUCCAUGCGAAGGGUGGUCCUCGGAGGCUGAUUCUUAUGAUGUUUACUGGUACUUCAACGGAUGUAUGCAGCCAUCCCCGACGCCAGCACCACCGCCGACUCCCCCUCCGUCUCCGUGCGUGGAUACAUCGGAUGGAGCGGUUGGGCCAACUCUGUUCGCACCAGAGCCAGACAUGGAGCCUCCCAACGUGACCUUUGAUUGCGAGUUUUGGGUGAUGGUUGUGGCGGCAUCGGAUUUGGGCAGUGCUGUGUGCGGGUACUCCUUCGCUUAUGACGACUCCGAUUUCACAGCCACAGAGAUGUGCUGUGCAUGCGGGGGUGGUUCAGAUCCGAGCGCUUCAACCAUGGCGACAACAACGUUGCUCGGACCCUCGGUCAGCACGCCCGGGCACGAGCCCGAGAUGGAGCGAACGACGACCCUGAAGGACUCCGACUUGGACGUGCCGGAGCCAGAGCCGGAGCCCGAGAUGUGGUGGACGACGACCCAUAAGGAUUGGCAUUGGGACAUGCCAGAGCCAGAGCCCGAGCCCUGGACGACGACGCAAUGGGAUUGGGACGAUACGGACGAUUGGGGCGACAUGGACGAUUGCUGGUGCGACGACAUUUUGUGGCCAGUCUGCGGAAAUGAUGGCACAACUUACAGCAGUUCAUGCUACGCUGAUUGUCUUGGCGGUGGCGUUUGGAUGGACGGGGAGUGCGAUUGCAUCGACUGCACGGUAGUCGACGCGGCUCAAAUCCCCACCUUCGCCCUCACGUUCCUCAUGUGUUUGUUGGCGCUACUACUGUAAGGGCUGCGUUGCAUGAAGCUGUCCAGAUUGGUUCCAUGUCCGUAGAGCCUGGGGCAUGUAAGUUGCCGCCAGUUGCCUCAUCUGCCUCCCCGUUCUCCCUUAUUCGUCUCCCUCGCUGGGCCUUCUCACGACUGUUCCGUUUCCUUGAUUCCUCCAUUUCGCACGGGGCUCGAGUGUAAGGUCAGCAGCGCACUCCGUGCCACGAUCGUGCAUCCCAAAUGCUGUAGUUGCCGCAGCAUGAGGCCCGUCGUUUUGGAUCAUGCCGACCUCGGCCCACUACACUGCCAGCUGGGUGGGCGAGGCUCGACGAGGGAGUUGUUGUGGUGUAUUGCAGGCCACUGUGGGCAAGGAAAGGUGCUUCCCCAUUCUGCGCCAUGUGCGCGGGGAGCCACGACAGAAUGUGUUCGGGGCCUCUUGGCCAGGGGGCUGUCUGUCGGGGCGCCACUGAGUCUGGCAACACUCGAGCGCACGUUCUCCUAUUGUUGGAAGGACUGGACCCCCAGUGCCGAAUUUGCUGGACUCCCCGCUCUGACUGGCAAGGGGGCGAGGUCCCCACUCCGACAUGAAGGGAUCGUUCCCGCCCAUCAUUCCUCACGCCCCCACACUGCAGGAGGCGUUUCGUUUUUUUUUUUUGUUUGGCGGCCCCCUCCCCGUGCACCGGGCCAGGGCGGAGGCGCCGUGGGACCGGAGGCCCACCGCGCCUCGAGCAGGACGAGGGCGCGGGCGGCGAUGCUGAUACUCAUGUUGGCGUCGACGCGGGCGCAUUCUCAUCAUUUUUCCGAGUCUGAGUUGGAGGACGUGCAGUCAGGCACCCCUUCUUGGCUCGUGUGGCGCCUUUGUGUUUUAGAGCUGCGCGGGAGCGCUCCUGCCCCCCCUCAGCCCCGUCCUCUCGCUGCCUUCGCCCCUGCUUCCCGCUCGUUGCGCCUCCUCCGCUUGUCCACUUCGGCACUUCGCAGCCUUCCUCCCAUCCCUGCCUCUGCCCUCCGCAUGUCCACUUCGGCACUUCGUAGCCCCUCAGGAGCUCCCACUAAGGCCCCAGGGAGGGGGGCCACGUGCGGGGGCUGUCUGUCGGGGCGCCACUGAGUCUGGCAACGCUCGAGCGCACGUUCUCCUAUUGUUGGAAGGACUGGGCCCCCAGUGCCGAAUUUGCUGGACUCCCCGCUCUGACUGGCAAGGGGGCGAGGUCCCCACUCCGACAUGAAGGGAUCGUUCCCGCCCAUCAUUCCGCACGCCCCCACACUGCAGGAGGCGUAUCGUUUUUUUGUUUGGCGGACCCCUCCCCGUGCACCGGGCCAGGGCGGAGGCGCCGUGGGACCGGAGGCCCACCGCGCCUCGAGCAGGACGAGGGCGCGGACGGCGAUGCUGAUACUCAUGUUGGCGUCGACGCGGGCGCUUUCUUAUCAUUUUUCCGAGUCGGAGUUGGAGGACGUGCAGUCAGGCACCCCUUCUUGGCUCGUGUGGCGCCUUUGUGUUUUAGAGCCGCGCGGGGGCGCUCCUGCCCCCCCUCUCAGCCCCCUCCCCUCGCUGCCUUCGUCCCUGCUUCCCGCUCGUUGCGCCUCCUCCGCUUGUCCACUUCGGCACUUCGCAGCCUUCCUCCCAUCCCUGCCUCUGCCCUCCGCAUGUCCACUUCGGCACUUCGUAGCCCCUCAGGAGCUCCCACUAAGUUGCCGACGACAGCGAUGACGGGACGAUGAGGGC